Molecule: messenger RNA, 6809 nt
Organism: Ostrea edulis (European flat oyster)
Lineage: Eukaryota; Metazoa; Mollusca; Bivalvia; Ostreida; Ostreidae
Product: RNA-binding protein spenito-like
Exons: 2
Coding region: 978-3128 (716 amino acids)
Biological process (GO): regulation of alternative mRNA splicing, via spliceosome
Cellular component (GO): nucleus
Molecular function (GO): mRNA binding
Source: RefSeq, a predicted model, not a curated record
GUAUAAAAUAUUUAUAUAUAUAUUUAAAGAUAUGAAUAUAUUUAUUGCUGUCUAUAUGUAAUUUCUGGACUACUCAACAUAUGCCAUAUGGCUCGAUUCAAGCGGUUUCGAUAUAAUUCGGUCUCAUGAAAAUUAAACCCCAACCAUGUUACAAAUUGCGAUAUUGAUCGCUUAUGUAGGCCAAUACACCUUCCACCAAAACCUUGAGAAUAUUUUCCUUUUCAAGGUCUGAUCUGUCUUUAAGAUUGUUUUGAUAUACAUAUAUAUAUAUAAAUACAUAAAAGCACUAAAGUUCCAACAACACCCGAUACCUUAAUUAAAGUGUCGGAUCCAAAACAUGAAUACAAGGUCAAAUACAAAAAAAUAUACAAAGCACUAAAAUGACAAACGACACGAAUAACCAGAUUGUCAAAUUUUCGGGACGACCCGUCCCUUCUUCUGGACAAACGAAAAGAAUUACAUAAUGUGGCCAAUAUCAACAGAGAAUAAUAACAAAAACUACAUAUAAAUACAUCUAGGCUAGCACUACAACUACACUAGUCUACAAAUUAACGUAUUUACAACGCAGUGGAAUCUCCUCUAAAAAUGAAGAAAAAAAUCACCGAAAGAUGUCCAUCUUGGGGUGAAAAAAAAAUCUUAUUUUUCUACGUUGGCCUUCGUAAUUUCUUGAUCUAUAGCUUUGAAAAUCUUGGUCAAAUCCGUCCAUACACGUUGUUAGACUUUUAUUAAAUUUUCCAACCAUGAUGUUUCUGAUGAUACGCUUUUCAGAGGAUGUAAAUGGCUAAUGCACGCUAAAAUAGCAGUGAACAACACAAAAUUUUCGCCUGAAAUAUAGCAAUUUGUCCGGUUCCGAGUUUGUAGAUGACGAAUAGAGUCGUUACCGUUAAAGGAAAAAAACAGGUGCGCUGCAUUCCAAUGGCGUCGGUUUUUUGUGUGUACUUGACCAUUUUCAGCUGUUAAACUAAUAGAAUAUUAGCAUGAAACGUUCACAGGAGCGUGAUUUGUCACCAAGAGCAUUGAAGAGAUCUCGAUAUCCAGGUCCUGAUUAUGAAAUUAUGAGAGAGAAAUCGCCCUUGCCAGAGUAUGAUCGGCGGGAUCUUCGCCUCAGUCCUCCAAGAAACCGUGAAAUGAAAAUGAAGUAUUAUCACGAUGAAGUAAGGACAAGAUAUCGCGAAGAUGAUUAUCCAAUAAGUAGGACAGAAGUGAAAACUCCUGAAUAUAGAUCCCUUUGCUUAAGUAAUAUUUCAAGUAAAAUUCCAGACCAUGUAUUAAAGGACGCGUUGUACAGAGAAUUUAAAAAAUACGGUGAAUUCAAUGUAAACAUCACCUACAGUGGUGAGAUGCGAGUAGCAUAUGUAAAUUUUCGAUAUCCAGAGGAUGCAAGGGAAGCAAAGCAUGCAAAGCAAAACAAACUAGUACUGUUUGAAAGGUUAGUAGUAAUUGAUUCGGUGUAUCCUAAAAAGCAUCAUACGACACCAGGGACAAUUGCUACCUCAAAUUACAGUCGUUCAGGUGAACUAUAUACUUACCCAAGUGGUAGCAGAAGGAGCUCACCCCCAUUCCAGCCAAGAAGAAACUACCAUCCAAUGCGGUCUCCAGAAAUAGAUUUACCGCCCCGGAAAGAAUUCAAUUCAAAUUACGGUUCGGCUGGGAAUAUGAGAAGAGCUCCAAAUGAAAAGUUCCCAUACCACUUGGAUCACAUACCACCAGAAGAAGACGAAAAAUCAACUCGUACACUCUUUGUUGGAAAUCUUGAUUACAACAUAACUGAUGAAGAAUUGAAAGAUGUGUUUGAAAAAUACGGAUUUCUUGAAGAAAUUGAUAUCAAGAGACCCCAGCGGGGUCAGGGAAAUGCAUAUGCAUUCAUUAAAUUCAUGAACCUUGACUAUGCACACAGAGCAAAAGUAGAAAUGUCAGGACAAUAUAUUGGUAGAUUUCAGUGCAAAAUUGGGUAUGGAAAAGUGACUCCUAGUACCUGUGUUUGGGUUGGUGGCUUGGGGCCAUGGGUCACUCAUCAAAUGCUAGAACGUGAAUUUGAUAGGUUUGGUAUUAUUGAACGUAUUGAAUGGCCACAAGGAAAAAGUUAUGCAUAUGUGUUGUAUGACAAUAUAGAUGCUGCUCAGGCUGCAUGCUCAGAAAUGAGAGGAGCUCCACUUGGGGGACAAGACCGGCGUCUGCGUGUUGACUUUGCAGAUGUCACCCAUAUAUCAAAUACACCAAAGCCCUUAGAAAUUAAAACAAAUGAAGGUGGUAGAGGAUAUCAAGGAAGCAACUGGAAACCACCACAUGAAAGGAGGGAUGAAGUUAAAGGAGCAGAUGGAACUGUGGUCAGAAAUCCAGACAAUAGAGAUGAACGUAGAAAAUUUGAAGAUUUUGAUGCUCGGAUUCCUGAUAUGCAGUACAGAAGACCAAGAACUCCAGAUGGAUCUGAGGAACGCAGACGCAGGAGAAGCCCCGAUAAAUAUGAUGCGCACUCUCAAAAUAGAGACGGUAGAAAAGGGGCCAGAAAUUCAGAUGAAGAAUUUGAUGUAGAUGGAUGUAGACGAGAUGCACGGAGGCUAUCAGUGGAAAAAGAAUAUUCAGAUUUGGAGGAAGUUGAAAACAUUAAUGAAAUGGUCAAGUGUCUACCAGUGGCAUGGAAUGGUGGAAUCCUCUUAAAGAGCAGUGCAUUCCCAGGAAGAAUGCAUGUUGUAAGUGGGGAUGUCAUGAUUGUUGAUACUCUGAUGAGAGAUCCAACAACCACAGAAACACCAAUGCUGAAGAUAAAACAAAGGCUGCGCUUGGAUCCAUCAAAAUUGGAUGAUGUAAGACGACGAGUGUCUGCAGCUGGUCGAAAUGGUCAUUGUAUUCUCCUAGCUAUGCCAAGCACACUUCCAAACUGGGAUGAUUCGGCUGUUCAGCAAAGACCGCUCAAGAAUUUGGUGACUUAUCUUCGACAGAAAGAAGCUGCAGGAGUUAUAUCUCUUCCACCAUAUGAGACAAAAGACAGGGACAACCUAGGCGUUCUUUAUGCUUUUCCACCAUGUGCAUUUGGAUAUGAUUAUCUACAGAAAGCAGCACCCCGUUUGCCACUAGAACCAAUUCAGGAUGACUACUUGAUUGUUGUCGUAAUAAGAGGAACAGUAUAAAAUCUUGUAUAUAUAUAUAUAUAUAUAUAUGUUAAUCAACUGAUUUUUAAUACUAGGCAAAAUAAAACAGUUGUGUAUAGGGUUGCAUGCAAAAAUUUAUGAUGGGGUCAUUAAGUAGGAAUUUAAUUUUGAUCAAUUUCAAUAUAUUUCUCUUCAAAUUGAUUUUCUUAAACACUGUGUAAGUUUGACCUUUAUGUUGUGUGUCUCAAAAAUUUUUCAUAUUAAUCAUGCCAAGUUUACAAAGUCUCUUUAAAGCUCUAGCUACAAUAAUGUAGCCCUCCCCUAUUUUUAACAUGUUGAUAUUGUAGGGGAAGGGUUAUAACUCCCAAAGGUAUUUUCUUUGGUGUAAAUGUAAUUGAUUCAUUUUAGGGAAGACAAAACAUAGUGUAGAUCUGGGAUAAACCUAGAUGUCAGAUGUGAAAUUUUAAUUUAUUUUUUACCAUAUAUUCCUCUGCAAAAUUGUUAUCUUUCAAGUUAAGCAAACAUGAUGGAGAUACAUGAUUUGUAAAGUUAACAACUGGGAAAAAUUCUAUCUUAUAUUACUUAUUUCUUCAAUUUUGGAGCUCUUUGUAUCAUACACACCAAAAACUAUUGUUUGAAAGUAAGUGAUGCAAAUGAACGUCUGUGGAUUACAAACAUUUAACAAGAGAUGCUGUGGUUGGGAAAUGCAAUUGCACAAUAGAAAAGACUAGGAAUUGUAGCCUAGCCCCAACAAUGUUGGAAUGAUAAAUUAUUGCAACAAAUUUCUCUAUAUAGGAAGUCAAGUACACAAAGAAUUUUCAUAGAAGAAAAGUGCUAUUUCAACUUUCAGCUUUAUUUACUGAAAAAUUAAAAAACAAUUCAGGAGAUUGGGGUCAGCUCUUUGAGUGGGAUGGAACCCUAAACACAACCUCUUUUUGGUCUUGGUAAAUUAUUGUGUAUAGGGUAGUUCAAAGUAUGUUUGCUUAUGAGCUGAUACGUUAUGAAUUACCAUGGUUAGACAAAAUCCAUUCUAGUGUUAACAAUGUAUGCCUGUGGUUUUAAUUUACUUACAAAGUUUAUUACAAAGGAAUGGUUAUGGGUUUGUUUGGGUUUUUUUUUUUUUUAGCAAGUGGAGUCAUUGUAAAUUACUAGAUAAUCAACUAUACAGUAUAGUGUGCUGAAAACCAAAUGUACAAAGAAUUAGUUUAUAUUAUUUGGUCAGAUUAAUUUUUGUUUUAUGGCUACAAUUAGUACAUUGUUUUCAGAAAUUUCCAGUGAACAAAAAAUGAUUUCUAAGAUUCAGUUGUUUUAAAAGAUAUGUUGAAAGUAUAUUUUUACAUGAUAACAUUGUCAGAAGACAAGUUCUUAUCUUGUGACAUACAUUUAUCAGUUUUAUAUUGUAUUUUAUUUUCGGAACAUUAUUAUAGUGUGGUAAUUAACUAAAGUGUUUAGAUUAGGUGUAUGUCAAAUUUACUAUACACAUUUUAAAAAGUCUUGCAUACAAAUAUUGUGGAUAUCUUUCUUUUUUUCAUGGCUUUUCUAAUUUACUGUGUAGUUACCUCUUGGUUUUUUAUGGGAAGGAGAGUGGUGCAUAAUUACCUUCACAUAUUUGUAUUGUUGAUGAUUGAUGUCACCACAUGGCAAUUUUGGAAAAACCCUGGAGACCUUAGUAAAUAAUAAUCAUUGUUAUACAAAUCCAAAGCAUUGAGAUAAAUACCCCUUUCUGGAUGAAAUAUGCGCUUAAUUUUUAAUUAUUAUUAAUUUUUAGGAUUUGGGAAUAUGCCAUCUUGUAGAUGUACAGAUUUUUGAUGGCAUUAUUAUUCUCCCACAAUUUAUUGCAAGAGGGGAUAUAGUAACAAGCCGGUGUGUAAGUGUGUGUGUAACAUUGAGCUUGUGGACACUCUACAGGCCACAUUGUUUGCUCCAUUAAUUUCAUACUUCUCAUGUAACUUAGUUAUGCAGAGAAAAUAGAAAGAACCCUAUCGAUUUUGGAAUCAAAAUGUCAAGGUCACUAUGGUACUUUAUGUUAUAUCACUACCUGAAUCUUUUGCAUUUUGGUAUUAGAUGGCCAAUUCUUCAUUUUUAUUAAGCAUUGAUUUCUUUGCAAAAUGUAAAUUUACAUUUUCUUGUUUUUGGUGAAACAUUUCAACAGCAACAAGUUGCAGAUUUUCUAAAAAAAAAAAAAAUAAAUAAAUAAAAAAAUAAUGUUUUGUUAAUAUUUUACAACCAGUAAAUAUGAUUAAAUAGGUGUACAUUCGCAAAUUCGUCAUACCAUGUUCAUUCCAGGUUCAGUGUUUUCUAAUUGCAUGUUGAUAUGUUGGGAAUAAAGUACAAGAGACAAAUACAGUUCUGGGCAGGGAUUAUGAUGCUGAUAAAUCAGAGCAUUCAUUUAUUUGAUAUUUGUAUGAGUGUAUACAUACACACUAUGGUUUCAUAAAUUUUCAUUGAAAACCAGUUUUUUGUAGUUGUGCCAGACCAUGAAAUCAGAUGUUCAACAAAGUACAAUUUUUAUUGAUAAAUGAAGAACAUUGAGAAGCUUUUGAUGAAACUGUCAGUAAGACUAUUUUCAUGCCCUCGAGAUCAAAGAUCAGGGGUCAUAUUGUUUUUGUCCAGUCUUUUGUUUUGUCAUUCUGACUGAAACUUUAACCUACCUAAUAACUUUUGAACUAAUGAAUUAAUAUUUAGCAAAAUGAUAGAAAAAUAUGAGAGGAUUAAUAUUUUUUGUCAUUAACAAUGAGAAUAGAAGUUUUGUUUACUUCAACCCCUUUAAUUCAAGUAUCAUCAUAAAUGGUCACUCUCAGGGGGAGGUGGGGGGAUCAUUUGUGUUUAUUAAACACACUUCUUUUUUUGAAAAUGCACUAAAUAUGAUGUCCAUGAAAAUGAAUGAAACCAUGGUAUGUGUUAUAUAGCAGUACCUGUAUGAUACACAGUUAGCAUCAAGUUCAGUUUGUAAAUUGUACCUUUUUGUUGUAUAUUUUGUUUACUUUAAAGAUGUUGAUAGAGAAAAAACUUUAAAAUAAAGGUUUUAUUGUAAUAUUCUUUAAAGUAGAUUCACAGGAGAAUGACAUGUAAUAUUUUUGCAGCUCUUUUUGUGUGGAAGUAUGUAUCAUUUGAAACAUUGUAUGAAUUUUUUUCCCCAUCAGUUAUAUUUUUUUUUAUAUCAAAAUCAGAAUCUGAUUUUAAUUGUAACUGGUCUAUUGAGUUUUUAUUUACAGUAUCAAAAGAACAGAGAGAAUUUUGUAAGUGGAUUGAGCCAACUUACAGAAGUUUAAAUCAAGGAGAAGGCCAUUAACCAUGGAUUUUAUGUAGUGUUGUGGUUUACAAUGUGUGCAAUAGCUGAUGGUACAUUUGACUUGUACAAAAUAUCUCUCUUGUGCAUGAUGGAAAUGUGUUGUGAAUAGAUAAUAUGUUGCUUUAUUAAGUGAUUUCAAACGCAGAUUGGCACAGGAAGUGGAAAGUGAAGUCUGGAAAUAUUGGAUGUGUCAUGUGAAUUCGAAGUAAUUUGGAAAUGUGUGAGAAGAACUAUUAAAGAGGUGUAAAGAUUUUGCUUUUCAACAUAUUCAAUUCUAAUGCUUGAAUGCCUAAAGGACAACAUUUUGGAGUAUAUCGUGUUAUUUUUAAUCUGCAAAAUGAUGCUUUCAGUGAUGUGUCAUGUGAGACUUUAUUUUGCAAACCUUAUGAUAUAGUUGGUAGCAAGAAUAAACCAUGUGAAAAUGAAAA